Molecule: messenger RNA, 1381 nt
Organism: Alnus glutinosa
Lineage: Eukaryota; Viridiplantae; Streptophyta; Magnoliopsida; Fagales; Betulaceae
Product: meiotic recombination protein SPO11-2
Exons: 11
Coding region: 48-1196 (382 amino acids)
Biological process (GO): reciprocal meiotic recombination; meiotic DNA double-strand break formation; meiotic DNA double-strand break processing
Cellular component (GO): nuclear chromosome
Molecular function (GO): DNA topoisomerase type II (double strand cut, ATP-hydrolyzing) activity; ATP binding; DNA binding
Source: RefSeq, a predicted model, not a curated record
CACAAAUUUCAAAUUUCUCCGCGAACACGUCCAGUCCGCUCCACAAAAUGGAAGAUCUACGUGAAUCCUCGAUGCGGUUCUUCUCCGAUCAAAACCUUUGCUACGCCGAUAUCGUUCCUCCUUCUGAGGUUCGAGCGAGAAUCGAAGUGACGGUGCUGAAUUUCCUCAGGAUCUUGACUGCUCCUGCUCCUGCAAUUUCCGAUCUGUCUCUGAUCAGUAGAGACUCGAGCAAUAGCCGAGUGAGUCAAGGGCUGUUGACUCAAGUGUCAUGGAUUUUCCUCUCUCACUCGUUUUGCUCAAGGUCUUUGAUGAGAGCCAAUACCGCUAAAGCCUUCAUUCGAGUGUGGAAGGUGAUGGAGAUGUGCUUUCGGAUUCUGGUGCAAGAAAAACGCGUCACGCAGAGGGAGCUCUUCUACAAAUUGCUUUGUGAUUCCCCGGAUUAUUUUACCUCUCAAUUGCAGGUUAACAGAACAAUCCAAGAUGUUGUAGCAUUGCUUCGGUGCAGCCGAUAUAGUCUUGGAAUCAUGGCAUCUAGCCGAGGACUUGUUGCCGGGCGCCUGUCGCUGCAGGAGCCAAACCAAGAGGUUGUGGAUUGUUCUGCAUGUGGAUCAUCUGGGCAUCCUAUUUCUGGUGACCUGAGUUUGCUAGAGAAGUUGGUUUUGAAGACAGAUGCACGGUACAUCAUUGUAGUGGAAAAGCAUGCAAUAUUCCAGCGGCUGGCAGAGGACUGCAUAUUCAAUCAAAUUCCAAGCAUUCUUAUCACGGCCAGAGGGUACCCAGAUAUUGCCACAAGGUUUCUUCUUCACCGAUUGAGUCGGGCCUUUCCGCACUUGCCGAUUUUAGCACUGGUUGACUGGAAUCCAGCCGGAUUAGCUAUACUCUGCACCUUCAAAUUUGGAAGCAUAGGGAUGGGCCUGGAGGCAUACAGAUACGCUUGCAAUGCGAAAUGGUUGGGACUUCGAGGAGAUGAUUUACAGCUGAUAUCUGAACAAUCUAUGGUUCCACUGAAGCAGCGGGACCUGCAAAUUGCUAAAAGCUUGAUGUCCUCAGAAAUCUUACAGGAGAACUAUAGAGAAGAGCUGGCAGUAAUGGUUCAGCGUGGUCAGAGAGUAGAAAUCGAAGCUCUGUACUUCCACGGGUAUGAUUAUUUAGGGAAGUACAUAGCAAAGAAAAUUGUUCAAGCCAAUUACAUCUAAUAAUGUUCCAAUGGGUAUAGGAAGAAGUUGCUCAAGGAGAUGGAGACGAGCAAAUUGCUAGUAAGAUAGAAAUAUGUGAGAACAUAGCUGUUAUACACCUGACACAUUGCACUUAAAAUGGAGAGAAUUAUAUUCAUGUUGGAGAAAUCUGAUUCAGAUACAACUUAAUUGCACCUAUUAGUGAC